GUGAGGACUCUGCGUGUCCGGGAUCUGGAAAUGGAGCUGGUGUCAUUUGAGGAUGUGGCGGUGCGCUUCACCUGGCAGGAGUGGCAGGGCCUGGAUGCUGCCCAGAGGACCCUCUACAAGGACGUGAUGCUGGAGACCUACAGCAGCCUGGUGUCCCUGGGACACUGCGUGGACAAACCUGAGUUGAUCUUCAAGUUGGAGCAAGGACUUGAGCCAUGGCACGUGGCAGAAGCCUCACCCAGGAACCUCCCAGAUCUUCCUAUGUGGAGUAUCCCAACUGUAACCAGCCAGGAAAACCAGAAUGUGCAUUUGUGGCAAGUUGGAACUAUGCAAAUCAAGGCAUCAAGUGAAAAGAUUGUAGAGCUACAGGAGCAACAAAAGACCCAUCAAAGGUCAAAAUCUUGUAAAGCUGAAGCAUGUAAGAAGAGAGUGUGCCAGAAAUCACAGUGUGCUAGGGAUCCAGUGUUUCAUGUGUGUAAGAAAGCUCUCCAUUGUAAGUCAACUCUUGCUAAAGGUCAGAGGCUUCGGAAAGGGGAGAUAAGCUGUGAGUGUGAGGAAUGCAGGAACACUUUCCUCCAGAACUCACGUGUUACAGUAUGUCAGAAAGCACCUACACAUAGGGAGCUUUGUGAAUGUACAGAAUGCAGAAAGGCUUUCUUCUGCAACUCAGAACUCACUAGUCAUCAGAGAAUGCGUAAGAAGACUUUUGAGUGUUCAGAUUGUGGGAAAGCCUUCCUCACUAAGGGAAAACUUACUCUACAUCAGAUAAUUCAUACAGGUGAGAAGCCCUAUGAGUGUACAAGAUGUGGGAAAGCCUUCUCCUUCAAGUCAUACCUCACUCAACAUCAGAAAAUUCACAUAGGCAAGAAGCCUUAUGAAUGUGCAGAAUGUGGGAAAGCCUUCUACCGAUUAACACACCUUACUUUGCAUCAGAGAACUCAUACAAAUGAGAAGCCCUAUGAGUGUACAAAAUGCCAGAAAUCUUUCUACUGCCAGUCACAGCUUACUCUGCAUCAGCGAAUUCACACAGGUGAGAAGCAUUUUAAGUGCAUGGAAUGUGGAAAAUCUUUCUACUGUAAGUCACACCUAACUCGACAUCAGACAAUUCACACAAAUGAGAACAAGGCCUUUGAAUGUAUAGAAUGCGAGAAGUCCUUCUACUCCAAGUCAUACCUCACUGUGCAUCAAAGGUCUCACCCGAGUGAGAAGCUCUAUGAAUGUAUAGAAUGCGGGAAAUCAUUCUAUCAGAAGGCAACACUCUUUCUACAUCAGAGGAAUCAUAUCGGCGAGAAGACCUAUGAGUGUACAGACUGUGGGAAAGUUUUCUAUUUCAAGUCCCAUCUCACUCUACAUCAGGUAAUACAUACAGAUACAUGCCCAUAUGUGUGUACAGAAUGUGGAAAAUAUUUCUACUAUAAGUCACAACUCAUUGUGCAUGGACGAACUCACACAGGUGAUAAGCCCUAUGAAUGUGGAGAAUGUGGGAAAGCCUUCUCCCGAAAGCCAUACCUCACUCGACAUCAUCAGCGUACUCACACAGGUAAGAGCAAUUUGAAUGUAAAAAGUGUGGAAAUGCUUUCUACUGAAAGUCAUAGCUCAAUUAACUUCAGGGAACAUGAGCAUGUGGCAGUAUUUUGA
Molecule: messenger RNA, 1638 nt
Organism: Onychomys torridus (southern grasshopper mouse)
Lineage: Eukaryota; Metazoa; Chordata; Mammalia; Rodentia; Cricetidae
Product: zinc finger protein OZF-like
Exons: 6
Coding region: 31-1638 (535 amino acids)
Biological process (GO): regulation of transcription by RNA polymerase II
Cellular component (GO): nucleus
Molecular function (GO): DNA-binding transcription factor activity, RNA polymerase II-specific; RNA polymerase II transcription regulatory region sequence-specific DNA binding
Source: RefSeq, a predicted model, not a curated record